Molecule: messenger RNA, 2560 nt
Organism: Myodes glareolus (Bank vole)
Lineage: Eukaryota; Metazoa; Chordata; Mammalia; Rodentia; Cricetidae
Source: RefSeq, a predicted model, not a curated record
GAGCUCCAGAGCGGGCGGGCGGUGGGACGGCUUCGCGCAGGCGCUUUGGGAGGACUGGGAGCCGCUGGAGAAACUACGUGAGUUGUAGCUGGUUGCUAGCGACCAACGGAUUGGGGAAAGUGUCAGCGCAUUACGUAAGCUUCUAGGGGUAUUAGAUUGCGCAUGCACGCAGAACUGCUUCGGCGACCGUACUGCCGUGCGUCCGCGUCAUUGUGAUGUUUCCCUCCACACCCACCUACUCUUCCCUGUGUGACUUCGAUUAGUUUCAAGUGUGGGGACAGGCCGAGUGGCCGGAUGGACCGCACGACAUGCCUGCGUCUUCUGUCAGGAAAGUGUGGCUUUGGCCACUGCUGGAAAAGGGCCUCUCUCCAACCUCCACCCUGGAACCGCCCAAACCCUGCUGUCCCCCGAAAGCAGAGGCCCGCGCGGCCGACCAGAGACUUCCUGGGAGUGAGGGCGUCUUCUGCCUAGAUCACUUAGUCCUCCAGACUGAGCAGGGAGGCAUGAGCAGCGGGUUUUGGCCUGUGCUUUGAGAAAAAGGAUUGCGCGUGUUUUCCUACAAGUUUGUUCACGCUAAGGCCUCCAGCAACCCGCUUUUUCUGUGUUCUCACAGCAACCAAGACUGGUUUCUGUAAACCGGCCUGUGAAGAGUACAGCCUGCCUGUUGCUGGCUCCUUUGUUCUUGGUGUGAGCAGCAGGAGGCCUUAGCUCCUGCUAGGUUGGUUCACUUAUGGAUCCCAACAGAAUCACUUGUUUCUACACCAACAAACAAGCCUUUACUUAAAGACCUUUUAGAAUAGGGUCCCAAAGAAAAGCUGCUUUCUGCAGCCAGCAAUGGACCUUACCUGAAAGCGGCACCUUGACCUGACAGGUGGCCACGGAGCACCUGAAGGCCGCUUUGCGAGCAAGGGCACAUAUCAUGAGACUGUACAUUGAGAGCCGCUACCACCUUCAAGAGCAAAGCACAAAGCCUGCUAUGGCCAGCAGGACAUCCUUAAGGCCUGCCGAUACCUGUUACAUUUUGGGAAGAGAAACGUGUAAUGUGAGCGAGCAUAUGAAGCCAUUGAGACUAAUACAUGUGGCCUGUGUUUCGCUCAGGUGCUGAUCAUGUCAGAGGACACUAAGGGUCCUACAGAGCCCUUGGUAGGGUCUAGCACCCUCUGGAAGGACCUCAGGGUACUCCUGCCUGACACAGAGGAGGAGCUGAAGCUGGAGCUCAGUGAGAAGGUGGACAGGAGCCUGACCAUGCUGCUACAGCAAGCUGUGGGGUUGUUCUAUGCAGGACAUUGGCAGGAGUGCCUGCAGGCCAGCGAGGCCAUCCUGGACUACUCCUGGGAGAAGCUCAACACUGGACCCUGGCAAGAUGUGGACAAGGAAUGGCGCCGUGUGUACUCCUUUGGCUGCCUCCUGAAGGCCAUGUGCCUGUGCCAGGCACCACAAAAGGCCACUGCAGUGGCUGAAGCAUUGCGGGUGUGUGACAUGGGCCUGUUGAUGGGGGCAGCAAUCCUUGGAGACAUCCUUCUCAAAGUUGUCACAGUCCUGCAGACACACCUGCUCCCAGGAAAGCAGCCUGCCCGUGACCCCCACCAGGACGAGCCUUUUACGAAGAAGACAAAAUGUGACUCCAACGCAGCUCCCGAUGUGGUGUUAGAGCGGGCAGUGCCCAGGCUUCGCUGCCCAACCCUGCAGUACUUCAGGAAGCACUUUCUAGUCCCUGGGAGGCCUGUGAUCUUGGAAGGCGUGGCUGACCACUGGCCGUGCAUGAGUAAGUGGAGUCUACAGUACAUCCAGGAGGUCGCUGGCUGCCGCACUGUCCCUGUGGAAGUGGGCUCAAGGUACACGGAUGAGGACUGGUCCCAGACCCUCAUGACCGUCAACGAGUUCAUCCACAAAUACAUCCUGAGUGAGGCAAAGGAUGUUGGGUACCUUGCUCAGCACCAGCUAUUCGACCAGAUCCCAGAGUUGAAACAGGACAUCAGCAUCCCCGAUUACUGUUGCCUGGGCAACGGAGAAGAGGAAGAGAUCACUAUCAAUGCCUGGUUUGGUCCCCAAGGAACCAUCUCCCCAUUGCAUCAUGACCCCCAGCAGAACUUCCUAGUCCAGGUAUUAGGAAGGAAGUACAUCCGGCUGUAUUCCCCACAAGAGUCUGAAGCAGUGUACCCUCAUGAGACACACCUUCUUCAUAACACCAGCCAGGUUGAUGUGGAGAACCCCAACCUAGACAAGUUCCCCAAGUUUGCUGAGGCCCCAUUCCUGUCCUGUAUCCUCUCCCCAGGAGAGACCCUUUUUAUACCUGCUAAAUAUUGGCAUUAUGUGCGUUCCCUGGACCUGAGUUUCUCAGUCAGCUUCUGGUGGUCAUAGCCAGGGUCAGAGCGCAAAGGACCCACUGGGGAAAUCCCUCACCCAAUGCUGCCAGAGUCCACAAGUCCCACCCCCAGGUACUCUCUGUAGGACCUGUGUGCGGAGCUGCUGUGCGUACACAGGCCACACCCAUUAUGGAUGCUUCUUUUCUUUGUAACUUACGUUUUUCAAUAACGUAAAUAAAAAUAUUUUCUAAAUU